AUGUCUAACAAGAAGUUCCUUAUUUACAGCCUAGCCGUUGUGGCUAGAGCUUCUGUCAUCAGUCAACGACAAAACACCGUAACCAAUGCCUCAAGCCAUUGCAAGGUGCUUCCUGGUGACGACGCUUGGCCAAAAGUAUCGGACUGGAACAGCCUUAACCGGACUGUCAAUGGCCGUUUGAUUGCCUCGGUUCCCGUCGCUAGUGUUUGCCACGACCAGCCUUUCAACAACUACAAUGCUGAUACUUGCACUACCCUCCAGAAUACAUGGGCUGACCCAACUCUAUUGCGGAUCAAUAAUCCAAGCGAAGUCCUCAGCAUGUAUUUUGAUAACUAUACUUGUGAUGCGUUCACUCCAAGGUCUCAGGCUUGCGAGUUAGGCAAUCGUGCCAGCUAUGUGAUCAAUGUAACAGGGGUUGCAGACGUCAAGGCUGGAAUCGACUUCGCUCGUAAACGCAACGUGCGAUUGGUCAUCAAAAAUACCGGACACGAUUAUCUGGGCAAGUCAACUGGAAAAGGGGCGCUAUCGCUGUGGACUCACAAUUUGAAGUCGACGAAGUAUAUUCCUAAUUACAAAUCAUCUUAUUACACAGGUCCUGCUAUGAAGUUAGGGGCUGGCGUCGAAGGAUUCGAGGCUUACGCAGCUGCUAAUGCUACCGGCCACCGUAUUGUUGGAGGAUCUUGCCCCACAGUUGGAAUUACUGGAGGAUACUCUCAAGGAGGUGGUCAUUCCUUACUCAGUAGCUUGCAUGGUAUGGGCGCGGAUAACGUCUUAGAAUGGGAAGUCGUGACUGCGGAUGGGAAGCAUUUGGUCGCGACACCCACGCAAAAUUCCGAUCUCUACUGGGCUAUGAGUGGCGGUGGCGGGGGUACCUACGCUGUUGCUCUCUCUAUGACCAGCAGGCUCCAUAGUGACGGCAUUGUCGGUGGCUCAAAGCUGACUUUUAACGAUACGAAGGUUGGCAACGACGCUUUCUGGGAAGCUAUCGGAUCAUACCACACACUCCUCGCACCAUUCGUCGAUUCGGGAAAUACUUGGCUCUAUACUCUCACCAAUAAUGUAUUCGACUCAUGGGUUGUCACUAUGCCUGGUGCUGACCUUAACAAGGUCAAUGCGCUGAUGAAGCCUUUCCUCGAUGAUCUUACUAAGCGUGGCAUCGACUACGACUACACGACGAGCAUUGCGGAAAAUUAUUAUAACCAUUUUGAUCAUUAUCUGGGACCGUUGCCAGAAGGAAUUACCCCUUACGCUCCUUUUACUGGUAGCCGAAUUCUCCCGCGUGCGAUGUUCCUUGAUCCAGCGCAAAAUCCGACCAUUACGGGCUCUCUUCGGAACGCUUCUCUUGCAAAAGCCUUCGAUCCUCUAGCCUGCCUAGCUUUGAACGUGACAGGAAAAGCGCACUCAAAAAAUGCAGUAUUGCCCGCGUGGCGUGAUAGCAUCUCUGUCUGCCUAACACCGGGUGUUUGGGACGAGCACGCUAGCCCAGCCGAGAUGGCCGAACGUCAAGAUUAUGCAGCAAAUGUGCUGCAGCCCAUGCUGGACGCCGCCUCACCUGGAGGUGGCGUCUAUCUGAACGAGGCCAACUAUAAGCAGCAGAACUGGCAGAAGGAGUUUUACGGGACCAACUACAAACAACUGCUUGCGAUCAAGAACAAGUACGACCCGGAAUCUCUACUCUAUGCCCACACUGCAGUAGGCAGUGAAAAGUGGAUUGAGGAUGAGAACUGGAGGUUAUGCAAAGCUUGA
Molecule: messenger RNA, 1746 nt
Organism: Annulohypoxylon maeteangense
Lineage: Eukaryota; Fungi; Ascomycota; Sordariomycetes; Xylariales; Hypoxylaceae
Product: FAD-binding domain-containing protein
Exons: 3
Coding region: 1-1746 (581 amino acids)
Molecular function (GO): oxidoreductase activity; FAD binding
Source: RefSeq, a predicted model, not a curated record